Molecule: messenger RNA, 5069 nt
Organism: Boleophthalmus pectinirostris (great blue-spotted mudskipper)
Lineage: Eukaryota; Metazoa; Chordata; Actinopteri; Gobiiformes; Gobiidae
Product: amyloid beta precursor protein binding family B member 2-like
Exons: 12
Coding region: 230-1456 (408 amino acids)
Biological process (GO): regulation of DNA-templated transcription
Cellular component (GO): cytoplasm; nucleus
Molecular function (GO): amyloid-beta binding; transcription factor binding
Source: RefSeq, a predicted model, not a curated record
AGGUCUAUUUCUGGCACGUCCCCACCGGUACCACUCAAUACCACAGACCUGUUGCCGCUAGCAACCAGAACUCGUCUCCGAACAAUGGUCCAGACAGUGAGCCACAACAAGAAACACAGGACUCACUCAAACCACCCAACGAGCGCCCUAGCAGCCUGAUCUCUGACAGUUCCGUGGAGCCUGGCCCUCUCCCUCUGGCUCCUCCCCUGACUCCACCUCCUCCACCCCCAUGAAUGAUGUCAUCUGCUCUGGACCAGACCUAAACCUCACCACCUGCACAGUCAAUGAGCUGAAAGACUAUCCAGUGUAUCCAGACCCAAGCCUCAAAGCAUUUGAAGGGGCCACUCUACGCUACGCUUCACUCAAACUCAACCCUCCAGCUCAACUAGAGACUGUGGAUCUUGACAGCACCUAUUCAGACUCAGAGGCUAUGUCAUUCCCCGUGCGGUCUCUGGGCUGGGUGGAGAUGUCAGAGCAGGACUUGUGCGAGGGGCGGAGCAGUGUGGCCGUGCACCACUGUAUCAGACAGCUGUCCUACUGCAGACGGGACAUACGCGACUCUGCUGGGGUCUGGGGAGAGGGUAAAGGAAUGCUGCUGGUGCUUCAGGACCGGAUGUUGACCUUAGUUGACCCCGACGACCGCAGUCUGCUUCACUCUCAGCCAAUCAGCAGCAUUCGUGUGUGGGGCGUGGGGCGGGACCAUGACAGGGACUUUGCCUAUGUGGCGCGGGACAAGAACACGCGCGUGUUAAAGUGCCACGUGUUCAGAUGUGAUACACCGGCUGCCGCUAUUGCCACCAGUCUCCACGAAAUCUGCACCAAGAUUAUGGCUGAAAGAAAAAGUGCCAAGGCUGCAGCAGGCAGCUCCUCCCAGACCGGCUCAGAUGUACCACUACAAGAGUUUCCGAUGCCAAAGACGGAGCUGGUGCAGAAGUUUCACGUGCUGUAUUUGGGUGUGACAUCAGUAACUCGUCCCAUUGGGAUGGACAUAAUAAAUGGAGCCAUAGAAAGUCUUGUAAGCUCCACAGGCAAAGAAGACUGGACUCCUGUCAUUCUGAGCAUCGCUGACACCACAGUAUCAGUCAUAAAGGAAAAGGAGGAGGAGGAGGAGGCCCUGGUGGAGUGCCGAGUGCGUUUCCUGUCCUUCAUGGGCGUGGGACGGGACAUUCACACGUUCGCCUUCAUCAUGGACACUGGAAACCAGCAUUUCCAAUGCCACGUGUUCUGGUGUGACCCCAAUGCAGGCUGUGUGUCUGAGGCUGUGCAGGCAGCAUGUGUGCUUCGGUAUCAGAAGUGUCUUGUGGCGCGACCCCCAUCUCAGCGCGCAGGCUCCUCCUCCUCUCCCUCCUCAGACUCAGUGACGCGCCGUGUGACCACCAGUGUGAAGCGCGGGGUGCAGUCUCUCAUAGACACUCUGAAACCCAAAAAACAGCCCCCCGAACUGCCCCAACAAUGACCUCCCACUGGUGUCUACAGCACUCUCACCAUAUCGCCACUCUAACAUGUAAUCAGUGCCAGCCAUGGUAAACAAUGAUGUAUAUACUGAAUACGUUAGGUGAACUACUACGAAGGAACCAUGAUGAAUACAAAAAGAAAUUACUACUGAAAGAGUCGUAGGGUGAACUUUGACCUUUGAACUCUACUGUCCAAACUGCCCUUAGUGGAUUUUGGAGCUGACGUCCUUUGUACAACCAAGGAGUUUUCAUCUGUCCAUCAACUGCUUUUAUUUGAUUUUGUUUUGUUUUUCAUGAUCUGUACCCCUCAGUGAAGACAGAGCUGCCAUCAUUAAAUUGAGUAUUUUUGAAGAGAAACACAGGCAUAAAACCUCUUCUCCAGUCUCCAAAAAGAGAAUGGUAAAAGAUGUUGAUAGCUUUAUGUUUGUAAAUGAUUGUAAAGAGGACUGUAUUCAGGAGGAGACUGUAGAUACGAGGGACAAUGGGACUGGUGUACAUGGUGAAAGAUUAAAUUGUGCAUGUUAUGUUGAUAAGAUGGUAUUUGUUUUGCUUAGAUGAUAAAACGAGGGUCUGCAUCAAGACAGGAGCUAUGUCCAAGGCACAGAAUGAUGCCUUAAAGUUUAAAAAAAGAGGAAAUAUUUGACCCCCAAAAUUUUCAAACCAAAAUGUUCUAUUUUUGUUGCUGUUAAAGAGUGAAUCAGUACAAAUGUGUUUUUUUUUUAAAUUCAAGGUUUAUUUAUUCGCAAAAAUAUUCUGUAACAAUGUUACACAACAAAUCAUCAUUCUCCCUAGAGCCCCACCCUCAACUUAUAAACAUGAACCAGACAGGUACAAAAUUAAACACUGAUGAUAUAAAUCGAUAAAUAAUGACAAAAGAAAAUAGACCGGACAGAAAAAUAAAAAAAUUAAAAUAAUUAAAUAAAAAAUGAUAGAUAAAUUAAUUAAAUUACAUUUAUACAAUUUCCCUUGCUUCCAUGGUUUGGAAAUAAGACAAAAAUGGAUUCCAGAUUGUAUAAAAAUUUUUAACUGAGCCUUUGGUUGUGUACCUGAUUUUCUCCAGUUGAGUGUAGUACAUGGCAUCCCUGACCCAGAACCCAUAUGCAGGCAGUUGUAGUUCCUUCCAGUUCAGUAAAAUCCUCCUACGAGCUAACAGUGUGCAGAAAGCCACCAGACUAGCUCCAAACUCUUCAAGCAAAUCUAGGACAUUUGCGAGACUUUCUAAAGGAUUCGAAAUAAACAGAAGCAUAUCAUCGGCAUAGAGUGACACUUUAUGUUCUGUAUCCCCACAACGUAUACCUGAUAUGUCAAUGCGCUGUCUCGGAGUAAUGGCAAGAGGCCCAAUAACCAGAGCAACGAGAAGUAGUGACAGUGAACAUCCUUGUCGUGUUCCACACUGAAGUUGAAAAUAUUGAGAUAAAUUAUUAUUAGUUAAAACUGCUGCUGGGGGGAAGGAGUAUAGUACUUUAAUUCAUGAAAUAAAAUUUGUCCCAAACUUUUGUAAUGUAUAAAAAAGAAAAUCCCAUCUCACCGGAUCAAAUACUUUUUCAGCGUCAAGUGAAACCACAGCUUUAAGUGUUUCAUCUGUACAUGGAGUAUAAAUUAUAUUUAACAAACAUCUAAUAUUAAAGAAUGUCUAUUCUUAAUGAACCCUGUUUGACCGGGUAAGAUGAUGGAUGGGAGAAUUUUUUCUAAAUAAAGGGCUAAAAUUUAUGCGAGAAUUUUGGUAUCAACGUUUAAUAAUGAAAUUGGAUGGUAUGAACUACAAUCUAAAUUAUCUUAAUCUUUUUUAAGGAUCAGGGAGAUGACUGCUUGGCGCAUAGUUGGUGGUAACAAUUGUAUCUGAAAAGAUUAAUCAAAUGUAGAUUUCAGUAGUGGGAUUAUUUGAGGAGCAAACAUCUUAUAAAACUCUGACGGGAAUCUGUCAAGACCUGGAGCCUUGCCUGAUUGCAUACUCCUCAAGGCCUUUUCAAUCUUAGCAUAGGAGAGUGGCUCCUUCAUACUAUUUGCUGCGUCUGCUUCCAGCUGAGGAAUAAUAAUUCCAUUGAAGAAGGAGUCCCAGUCUGAAUUGUCACUUAUUGUGGGGCAACUGUAUAUCACUUUGCAAAAUUUAAAAAAGCUUUUGUUCAUAUCCAAGUUGUCUGUACAUUAGAUCCCUUGAUCAUUUUUAAUUUGUGAUGUGGUUUGAUUAGCAGUUCACUGUCACAACUGUUGAGCUAAGAGCCUGCCAGUUUUCUCCCCAUGUUCAUACAAGAGAAAUUUAGCUUGUUAUUAGAUCAAAGAUUGUUUUCAGUUUGUAAUUGUAAUCUAUUUUUAUAUAACAUGGGGGUAGGUGAAUUACUGUAUGCUAUACCAAGUUUGACAAUUUGAUCAGCUAAUUUAGUGAGGUGCUCGGUUGAAAUACGCCUCUGUUUUGCACAGAAUGAAAUUAUUUGACCCCUCAAAUAUGCUUUGAGUGACUCCCAGGCAGUUGAGUGAGAGACAUCUCGGGUUUGAUUGAUAUCAACAAAAAGUUGAAUUUGAGUUUGUAUAAAAUUUGUAAAUUCCUCAUCCGCAAGCAGCAGCAGGUUAAAUCUCUAUGGCCAGUAGUUAGAGUAUACGUUUGGAAACUGCAAUGAGACAACAACCGGGGAAUGAUCAGAAAUUACCGUAGCUUUUCAGUCACAAUCUUUUACUAAGGGUAAAAGUUUUUUUGUCUAUAAAGAUGUAAUCAGUUCAAGAAAAUGACUUAUGAACAUUAGAAAAAAAAGAGUAUUUUCAUGAAGUGGGGUUCAGAAAUCUCCCGACAUCAGCAAGCCCAUAAGUAUCAAGAAAUGAGUGAAUUGCACGAUCUAGAGACUACGACCCAUAGCAGAUAAGACACAAUUUGAUCCCCCCUGAAAAUAAUAUUAUGAGAUGCCAGGUUUGGGAAUUGUGAAAAAACAUUACAAAAAAAAAUUGCAUCAUCCCAGUUGGGGAAACCCAAUUGGAAAUCCAUUUGAUUGUCCAACAACAAUAAUAAAUGAGCAAAAACCUUGCCUCGUUUAAUUGGCUGGUUCAUAGAUUUUACAUUCCAGCUCACAAUAUUGACUGAACAACCAGUAUUUAAGCAAGUCAUAUUUGUAACUUCAGUGUAAGUGAAUAAAUUAUUAGAAAAUGGAAGUUUAAGAGUAAAAAUGAUAUAACCAAAAAAACACAAACAGGAUGGAAUAAGAGCAAUAAUAGUACCAUUCACAAUAAAUACAAAAUAUAACUGUCUGGCAAAUCUCCAGAACUCUGUCAUCUAACAGAACAUGAUGACUGCAAAAACUCUUAGACCAUUUAAAUCCACACAUCUAGCGCUUGUUUGGUAAACUAUAAGCCAGGACACAGUAGGCUCCCACUAAAUUUGAAAUACAACCUACAAUCAGUUGUCCAAAAAAAAAAUACUGCAACAUACACACUGCCAAAAUGAGUCACAUUAUGACAUCCAGCAUAACCUUCUCUUUUCAGUAGCCGACAUAAAGAAAAAGAACAUAUAGGCCUACCAGUGGCCCACUGGUAUAGCAAAUCAGAGUAGUGAUGGAAUCGCAUUGCUCCCAUACAUGCAUUACGAAUUUUGGACUUCCAGUCAUUGCGUAAUGCAUACUGGGAAGGAUU